AUGAGGAAAAGUCAAAUUAAACACAUCCCAUCGAUCGUGGCUCUCCGAUCAAAACUCGGUGUUGGGACACCCGGCAAUAAAGAAAGCAGGGAAUUUCGAAGAGUAGUCAAGGAGUUCCAUCAAGACUACAAGACUUCUGAUGGCACUCCAGGGACUGAAUAUGUAGACUGGCGGAAUUCCUCUCAUCGGGACGCUCUCGAGCAAAUGACCGAUGAGUUCUUGGAAACUCGCGGUUGGGGACAACUAUUUUGGCCAGAUACUGCCGGCCGAGGAGCUGUCAAAAAACUAAAAUGGUCAAAAGAUCGUACUGACAUUAAGAAACUCGUGUGCCGAUUAUUUUUUCGCCACAACCAACAAAUCCGAUGGAAGGGACCCAGCUCUGGCCCGACGAAAAGAAUGAUGUCUCGAAUAGCUAAACAAGGAUCGACUAGAACAACCAGGAUAACCACGUCUCAGGUUCAAGAUAUUACCAUGAGAGAUGGGAUAGAAUCUCGACGCCAAGAUGACCAGGAUACCCGUGUGUCCGCCGAUGUCCUUACCGCCUCAAGUCCGUAUAACGUUCCCUCAAGCCCCAUCCUUCCCAGCGAACAGGUUUCGACAACGAGCAACCAUGUCGGCGCAACCUCUGAUGCGCAUCAACAAAAUUCCAACCAUGCAUUAGGCCUCGCAGAAGAAAGUCUAAGUUCAAUUUCUGGACAAUUAGCCCCUGUCGCUCGGAUGAGUGAGCAUACUUUUGAACACGGUUUCCCUUUUGGUACAUCGGACCAUGGAGAGGAGGAUGACCCACCUCGCUCAGACUCUCCAGCCUUCAGCGAUCGGGGAGAAAGAGAAUCCCGCCGAAGCCCAUCCCUCGGAAUCCCUCGACCUCGCAAGACCUUCUCGUCAUGCAAAACUCAACCAUUUCGGCAGAACUCAAGACCAAGGUCGAUUUCUACAGAGACGGUCCGGAUGUCGACUGAAGAUAGGAUCAUCUCAGGAGAUGGUGAGGAACCCAUCAUGGCCAUGCCACCGCCACCUCCACCACGACCAUCACUUCAAGCUAGAAAUACCCAGCAACGAGUGAAUAUAAAGUACGAGGUAGAAAGAUCCCCUGGUAACUUACGCAGAUGGGAUCAUCGCGGGUCUUUCACUCAUAUGUCAAUGGAAGAUUUCCAAGAUAUCCACGAGUUUCACGAUAUUGACUCGGUUCAGUUCAUACUGAAACGCCGUGGCAUGAGCUGGGAUGAUGUAGUGUCCAGAGGAAACGAAGAUGGCUUCAAGGACAUGAAAACUAGACUCAAGGAACGAAUCAAAGAAGACCUUGCAGACAUUAGUUUUAGUCAGGAUGUUGUUCUUUAUAGCAUCGUCAUCAUCCCUAUUCGGAGGACUUCUGAAACUCACGACGACUUCAUUCGGUCGCAGACUAUUGCAUUAUGA
Messenger RNA from Fusarium venenatum, 1416 nucleotides. RefSeq lists its product as uncharacterized. NCBI's taxonomy places the organism in Eukaryota, Fungi, Ascomycota, Sordariomycetes, Hypocreales, Nectriaceae. The record is from RefSeq and is a predicted model, not a curated record.